This is a messenger RNA of Striga asiatica, 567 nucleotides long. Lineage: Eukaryota; Viridiplantae; Streptophyta; Magnoliopsida; Lamiales; Orobanchaceae. The record is from the annotation of a GenBank genome assembly.
AUGGGCUCGCAAAUCCUGAAAAUCUCACCAUUUGCAGCUUCUAGAACGUCUGUCGUCGUCCUCCCCACGCUCUCGAGAUUCCUGAAAGACCCAAUCAACCUCAUCCCUAAAUCCCGAAGUUGCGCAUCCAUCGCAUCCUCCGGUCACGGCAACAAAUUGUCGUGUGGUUCUCGCGGCUCGUCUCUUGAUCGGAGUAGAAGGAGCUUCCGAGGUGGAGUUGUGGCCAUGGCCGCGCCCGGGUCGGUGCAGAAGUCGGAGGAGGAAUGGCGGGCCGUGCUGUCGCCGGAGCAGUAUCCAGGCACUGGGGAAUACAACAAGUUCUAUGAGGAGGGCAUUUACAAAUGUGCGGGAUGUGGUACUCCACUGUACAAGUCGACCACUAAGUUUAACUCUGGCUGCGGAUGGCCUGCUUUUUACGAGGGUCUCCCUGGGGCCAUUAACCGAACAGCUGAUCCGGAUGGAAGGAGGGUUGAAAUCACAUGUGCAGCUUGUGGGGGCCACCUCGGCCAUGUGUUUAAAGGCGAAGGUUUUCCUACGCCCACAGACGAGCGUCAUUGUGUCAAUAGU